AUGGCGUCUCCUGGUGCUUCACCAAGGACGCUAGUGGUGGUCUGCUGCCAUGCUAUCUACCUCGGUCCGUCUACGCCGAACCCUAACGCCGGCAACGACGAACACGCUGAGUGGCUCAUCGAAUCUUUCCAGGCAGGGGAAACGCAGACCUUCAUCCGGCAUAUUGAGGCUGGCGUUACUCAAUUGGGCGAGUGCCUCGGCCAUGGUGAAGAUGCAAUUCUAGUCUUCAGCGGAGGAGCGACGAAAACCCAUCGAGGUUGCUCCAGAACCGAAGGGCAAAGCUAUCUGCAGCCUAAGCACGAGAACGACCCCGGCGUCGGCUCAUCAAUCAUCCAGGACCUUGCACUUGCCCGCGGCCUCUUUGGCUUAGACACAGGCUCGCCAGCGCUACGCCAACGAAUCUUCCCAGAGACAUGGGCUACAGACUCCUAUCAGAACAUCUUACUGUCCCUCAUCCAGUUCCCUCUCUUUGUGCGACAAAGCUCCGCACGGUCGCUGAAGUUCGAAGUGUCGAGCUCCGAUCCUUUGUCUGCGAACGUACCGUCCCGUUCACAAUGGCCUCACAAGCUCAUCAUUGUGUCCCACGAUUUCAAGAAGUCUCGCUUCCUCAACCUGCAUCUUCCAGCCAUUGCAGCUCCGUUAGUAUCUGUCGAGUACAUCGGAAUUGAUCCUCCGCUGGAUGAAGAGGGGCUGGCAAAGCUAGUCGAAGGCGAUCGAAGAAGAGGGUUUGGUGCAUGGAGGGACGAUUUAAAGGGCACUGGAACACUAUUGCAAGGUAAGCGACUGGAAAGAGGUUGGAACGAGGCAGCGUUUGUCGCCGCAGUGGUUGACGAGAAUGAAUUGUGGAGCGAAGAAGAUAAGAGGAGGCUCAAACAGCUUGUUAGAGGCGAGGAAGAUGUGCUAUGGCCUGAGUCCUGGGACGUUGCAGCCUAA
Molecule: messenger RNA, 933 nt
Organism: Cyphellophora europaea CBS 101466
Lineage: Eukaryota; Fungi; Ascomycota; Eurotiomycetes; Chaetothyriales; Cyphellophoraceae
Exons: 2
Coding region: 1-933 (310 amino acids)
Cellular component (GO): cytoplasm
Source: RefSeq, a predicted model, not a curated record